AUGUCUUUUACUUCUAUGAAUCAUUUCCCUGUCAACAACAUUAAUCUAAUUUCUUGGAACAUUAGAGGUUCGGGGAAAAAAUCUUCUAAUAAGGAGCUCAGCCUCCUCGGUAGGAAUGUUAAUCCCGACAUCAUCUUUCUAUCUGAAACACAAAUGAACAAAGACCUAGCAGCUAGGAAAUUAAAGAAUAUGGGCUUCCCUUGUACCUUCAAUAUCUCUAGUGUUGGUAGAAGUGGUGGUUUAGUUCUAGCUUGGAAAAAGGAGAUUCAUAUGAACAUCUUAUCUUCUAGUUUGAGGGGAAUCCAUGUUACUACUACUGAUAUUAUUCACUCAAAAAACUGUCACAUUCACAUCAUAUAUGGGGAACCUAAUAGUACUCUUAGACAAGCUUUCUGGGAACAACAAUGCCAACUACCUCAAGCCCCUUUAGAUGAACCAGUUUUCUUUAUAGGGGAUUUUAAUGCUAUCUUAAGCACUGAAGACAAGAAUGAUGGCUUAGAAUUAAAUGAUUCUGAUUUUUAUAAUCUUAGGAACUUCUAUUCUGUUUUUAACUUGCAUGAUCCUGGUUUCUCUGGCCCUAGAUUUACUUAG
Papaver somniferum (opium poppy) is the source of this 591-nucleotide messenger RNA. RefSeq lists its product as uncharacterized. The transcript has a single exon. Bases 1 to 591 code for a protein of 196 amino acids. Gene Ontology annotation, molecular function: catalytic activity. The record is from RefSeq and is a predicted model, not a curated record. NCBI's taxonomy places the organism in Eukaryota, Viridiplantae, Streptophyta, Magnoliopsida, Ranunculales, Papaveraceae.